This is a messenger RNA of Halichondria panicea, 1919 nucleotides long. RefSeq lists its product as uncharacterized. NCBI's taxonomy places the organism in Eukaryota, Metazoa, Porifera, Demospongiae, Suberitida, Halichondriidae. The record is from RefSeq and is a predicted model, not a curated record. Bases 69 to 1628 code for a protein of 519 amino acids. The transcript is spliced from 4 exons.
GAACACUUGAAAGGUUACUGUAUAUAUAGUAUAGGAACAUGUAGUUGGGCAAUGUAGCUAGGCAAAACAUGAAGAUUAAUUUUGUAUUGUUUUGGAGUGUGGCAGUCAGUGUGUGUGCAAGUUUCACCACAGUGAGAGGUGAAUUUAUAUUAUCAGUGAAUUUCAUCAACUACACCAACCCAACCGGACUGUGUGCUGAAUGUGAGACUGAAUUGGGAGAUGUGACAAGUGCUGACCAGCUAGUACCAGUGUGCUGUGAUGAGCUACCAUUCAUAAACACCAAUUGUGACAACACAGGAGAGGGGAGAUGUGACACCAGGUUCCGUUGGACCAUCAGACAAUUUGGUGCUACGCUAGAGACACGAGCCCUUAGUAUGCGCUAUCCUAACGCUUCUUCCUACUUCUUUACCAACUGUAACAACGCACACGGCACUUCUUGCCCAUUCAGUGAAAUGAGCACAACAUUCGGUCAAGGUCCAACAGCACUACUGGGAGUAACACCCAAUCCUCUGCCUGUUUCAAAAACAGAUUUUACUGUGUGGAUGGGACGAAUCCAGUUUUUCAUAGAAGCCGUGGACAGUGGACUCCUGAACAUAAUAGACAGUCUAUUGAUUGACCUGGACAGUCUCCAACUUGGAGCAGGCUUCACAGAGGAGAUGACAUUCACUGGAUUCCACAACAUAUCUCACAUGACCAUGAGUUUCAGAGUCGAGUGCUCUCCUGGUUUCUGUGGACCUGACUGUUCCACAACACCUCAGAACAAUCCACGAGUGGCGACAUGUCAAGCUGAUGGUACUCUAACAUGUACUAACAACCGAUUAGACCCUUCACCUCUUGUAGCCUGCAACAACUGCCUCUACAACCUGAAUAUUACUACUGGCUGCUCCUGCGUACAGACCAACUAUGACCCAACCAACAAUUGCACAGCCUGUCUUCCUGGGUAUGAUAUUUCCCAAAACUGCUUACAAUGUAUCAACACGAAAUAUAAUCCUGAUGCAAAUUGCUCUGUAUGCAUUAUAGGCGUAAGAUAUGACCCAUUUACCAGCUGUUCGUCAUGUGUGGACACAAACUUCAAUCCUUUUGAUGGCUGUACAACAUGCUUGGAAUUUUACGAUUCGCUAAGGAGCUGUACCCAAUGUCUACCCAACAGAGAUCUAUCUACCAACUGCACCCAGUGCCUACCCAACAGAGAUCCCUCUACCAACUGCACCCAGUGUCUACCCAACAGAGAUACCUCUACCAACUGCACCCAGUGCCUACCCAAAAGAGAUCCCUCUACCAACUGCACCCAGUGCCUACCAGGCUGGAACAUCACCUCGGACUGUACUAGUUGCCUACUCAACAGAGAUCCCUCUACCGACUGUACCCAGUGCCUACCCAACAGAGAUCCCUCUACCAACUGUACCCAGUGUCUACCAGGCUGGGACAUCACCUCAGACUGUGCUAGUUGCCUACCCAACAGAGACCCAGUCACCAACUGCUCCCUCUGCCUACAACCAGACAGGUUCACUGAUACAGACUGCAGUGUGUGUGUGCUCUACCAGGAGGGGACCCAGCAACACUCUGUCAAACAUGCUUGGAUAACUUUAAUCCUACCUGCACUGAGUGUGUGGCUAACUAUGAUCUGAACACCAAAUGUUUGUCUUGUCUACCAGGCUAUGAUAUUAAUAGUGUAUGUACAAUAUGCCUUCUAGGACGAAAUAUAUCCACAAGAUGUACUACCUGCCUGUCUAGAUUCACUGGAAGUAACUGUGAACCUGAAUCUAUAGAAACUUUACUAAGUGUGGGACUGGUGGGUGGUAUCGCUGGAGGAGUGGGUGGAGCUUUGCUACUCAUCAUUCUAGUAAUGGCCAUGCUCCUACUUACAGUCCGUAUCAGAAAGAGUGGUAACCAAGACAUCAGUACUGCCACUACUACAG